AUGGAGAGAGUUGAUGUUUCUAACAAAGAUGAUCGUAAAAAACCUGAUGUUGUGCAGCCAGAUGUGCGGUUGAAAGCUGGGGGUUCUUUUCAGGGUUUGUCUUUCAUGCCAAGAAGAGGUACUAUUUCUUUAACCCAAUUGCAAGCUGCUGCAUCUGACCCGUUCCCCUUGCAUACUGAGGGACCGAGGAUGAUUAACAUAAUUGAUGAAUUAACGAAAGUAACUAGCUCAGUCCCAUUGGAGAAGGAGUCCACGGUGGGACAGAAUGAUACAACUAAUGGGCAAGGUAGUGUGAAGAAACCAUCUUUUGUCUCUGUAUUGAAGACAGAUGUUCAAGAGAAGGUUAAGUUCAGAUUUCUUGAAACGGAAAAUGUCAUCGAUGAUGUUGAUGUAACUAUCCCGCUGGAGUCGGUAAAGAAAGUCCAAAGCAGAUUUGAAAAUGUCAUUUACGGAUACUUCUUGGGUAAAAGGCUGGCUUUCCCCGUCGUUGAAUAUUUUGCUAAAAAUAAAUGGCAAUUGUACGGACUAGAAAAAUGCAUGAUGAACUCAAAAGGAUUUUUCUUUUUUAAGUUUUCGGACAAGGCGGGUAUGGAACAAGUGUUAACUGAGGGACCUUGGCUAAUUCGUAAUGUUCCAAUCUUCUUGAGGGCUUGGACGACUGAUGUUGAACUCAAGAAAGACGAACUUAAGCAUGUUCCUGUGUGGGUUAAAAUACAUGAUAUACCUCUAGCAGCCUAUACGGAUGACGGCUUGAGCUUACUUGCAUCCAGAAUUGGGAAACCAAUGUUCCUUGACAAAUAUACUUCCAACAUGUGCCUGGAGUCAUGGGGUAAAAGUAGUUUUGCAAGGGCUGUUAUUGAAAUUGACGCUAACCAGGAUAUGAAGGACUCCCUAAAAGUGGCUAUUCCAAACUUGGAGGGUGAGGGUGUCUCAAAGGCCACGAUUGGGGUGGAAUAUGAAUGGAAGCCGCCUAGAUGUCAUCAUUGUUGUGUGUUCGGGCAUGAGGGUGAAUCUUGUCCAAAACAUGUUAAUUUAUCCAAAGAACCAAAGUUGAAACAAAAGGUGGAUGAUGAUGGUUUCAUGGAUGCAAACAAGAAGAAAUCCUCUGGAAAUCAAAAACCGGGUAUUAUGUUGAACAAACCCAAGAAGAAAUUUGAAUACCGUGCUAUCCAAAAGCCAAGCCAGAAGCAAGACAAACCUAACCCUCACAAGGCGUCCACUUCGGCACCUGUGGUUAAUAUUAGUAACUCAUUUGCUUCUUUAGAUGAACUUCCGAAUGAAGAUGACCUCUUGAAUUCAGACGUGGAUGAAGUAUUAGAAAACAAUGAAGGGGUGGCAAAAGUAAUGACUGGUGAUGACCAGCAAACAGGGGCAAGCACUCCUGAUAUAGUGGAAUCUCAUAUUCAUGUCUCUAAUCUUAACAAGAUUUGUUCCAGUAUUAGAAGCACGUGGAACUGGACUUCUAACGGGAGUCUGUGUAGCAAAGGUACGCGGAUUAUUCUGGGAUGGGAUAGUAAUAUAGUUGAUAUCAUGACCUUGGCUCAAUCUGAUCAGGUCAUGCACACCCAAGUUCACUUCAAAAAUAGUAAGAAAAUAAUGUUUUGCUCGUUUGUUUACGCGAAGAACUCUUACAUAGAGAGACGAGAAUUAUGGGAUAGCUUGAAAAUUCAUAAGGCCUUCGCUCACGAUAAACCAUGGGUCAUUCUGGGUGAUUUUAAUGCAGCUUUAUAUUUGGAAGAUAAAUCCAUGGGCUCUUCUCUAAUUGACAUUAAUAUGAGAGAAUUUAAAUCGUGUGUUGAAGAUAUUGAAGUUGUUGAUGUAAAUCGUUCGGGUUGCCACUUCACAUGGAACCAGAAGCCAAAGCAGGGUAUUGGAGUUCUCAAAAAAAUUGAUCGAAUCAUGGCCAAUGUUCCUUUUAUUCAGAUGUUUCCAGAAGCUGUAGCUGUCUUCCAACCGUAUCGAGUAUCGGAUCAUUGCCCUUGCAUCCUUAAAAAUCCUAGAUCGGUCUCUCACAAACCCAAACCUUUCAAGUUUCCAAACUUUCUGGUAUUCAAGAAGGAUUUUCCAGUUAUUGUUAAGAAGACUUGGGAGCAGCAAUUUUUGGGUAUUAAAAUGUUACAAGUGGUUAAGAAACUGAGAGUUCUCAAGAAGCCUUUGCGAUCUUUACUGGCUAAACAAGGGAAUAUCCAUGAGAAAGUUAAAGGGCUGCGAAAGGAGUUAGAUGAAAUUCAACUACGCAUUGAUGCUAACCCUUCGGACUCGGAGCUGAGAAGUUUAGAAUCGAAGUGUUUGAAAGAAUUUCAAGAUGCCGCUUUGGAUGAAGAAAGGUUUCUAAAGCAGAAAUCAAAAGUUAAAUGGCUGGAGGUUGGUGAUUCUAAUUCUGCAUUUUUUCACAACACUGUCAAAUGCAAAAACCAUUUUAGUAGAAUUGAUGUUAUAAAAGAUGCCAAUGGUAUUACUUUUGAGGGAAGCGACGUUGGUAAGGCUCUGGUUACUCACUACGAGUCGUUUUUUGGCCAAAGGGGUAUUAUUAAUUGUUUGCCUACUAGUGACCUUUUCCGGCAUAAGAUUGAUGAAAAUAUAGCUCAUCACAUGGUUCGUGCAUUCUCUAAUGAGGAUAUUAAGGCAGCUAUGUUCUCUAUUGGUUCUUUAAAGGCUCCAGGUCCGGAUGGAUAUUCAUCAGAUUUUUUCAAGCAUACUUGGCAUAUUAUCGGUGAUGACAUAUGUGGUGCAGUUCAGGAAUUUUUCCAGUCGGGUAAAAUCCUUAAGGAAAUAAACCAUACUUUUUUGGCUUUAAUUCCUAAAGUUCCGACUCCUGAUACUGUGUCUGACUUCAGGCCCAUCGCUUGCUGUAAUGUAAUCUACAAAUGCAUUAGUAAGCUUAUCACAACUAGAAUUUUGGAGGGAUUGAACGGUGUAGUUAGUUUGAACCAAUCGGCUUUUAUUCCAGGGAGAUGCAUAUCUGACAAUAUCUUACUUACCCAGGAAUUACUUCAUAAUUAUCACCGGGAUUAUGGGCCCCCUCGCUGCGCGUUCAAAGUAGAUAUUCAAAAAGCAUAUGACACGGUUGAUUGGGUUUUCUUGGAGGCCAUUCUUAAGGGGUUUGGGUUUCACCCAACCAUGGUUGAAUGGAUUAUGGUAUGUGUCUCUUCUACCUCUUUCUCUAUCUGUGUUAAUGGAAACGUUUAUGGUUAUUUCAAAGGGAGGAGAGGUCUAAGGCAAGGUGAUCCGAUGUCCCCAUACCUCUUCACUCUAGUCAUGGAAAUCUUGACAUCCAUUUUGCACAAUGCAUCGACUAUAGAUUCCUCAUUCAGAUUCCAUAACCGGUGUGUCAAGCAGAGGAUUAUAAAUCUUUGUUUUGCGGACGACCUUUUGUUAUUUGCUAGAGGGGAAGUUGCUUCAGUCAAAACAAUCAUGAGCUCUCUCAACCGAUUUAAAGACAUGUCGGGAUUGCAUCCUAGUCUUGCUAAAAGUACUAUCUUUAUGUGCAAUAUUGAUAGGAGAACUAAACGGAGGAUUCUACGUAUAGUGCCGUUUCAGCAAGGAGAAUUCCCUAUUCGGUAUUUGGGAGUCCCUCUUAUUACCACUAAACUAUCUUAUAAAGAUUGCAGGGUCUUGUCCGAUAGACUGGAAAGCCGUAUCACCAAUUGGAAAAACAAGACGCUAUCCUUUGCGGGGCGGUUGCAAUUAAUUCUUUCAGUUCUAUCGGCGAUGAGUACUUACUGGGCUUCUGUGUUUACUCUGCCAGCUAGAACUAUCAAAGAGCUUGAGCAAAAAAUGAGAGGUUUCCUUUGGUGCCAAGGUCCGCUGAUGAAAGGUAAAGCGAAAGUCUCUUGGAACUCGGUUUGCAUGCCUAAAGCCGAAGGUGGGUUGGGUAUUCGAAGGUUAAACGAUAUGAAUAUCAGCCUUAUGACUAAGCAUAUCAACAGCAUUCUUUCAGGUAGACAAUCUUUGUGGGUGGACUGGGUAAAAAUCCAUCUCUUAAAGGAUAGGAAUUUUUGGGACAUCCCGAUUCCGAGUAUUUGUAGUUGGGGGUGGAGAAACCUCUUGAAAGGCAGAGUUCAUGUUCAACGUUUCUUCUGGACCAAAAUAGGAGAUGGUAUGGCCACUUCAGCUUGGUAUGAUUCGUGGUGUGAGCUGUGUCCGUUGGGAAAUCUUAUCUCUCCUUCGAUGAUGAGACAGGCAGGGCUAUCUAUCCAUUCGAAAGUUGCUGAUCUUAUCUCGGAAGGUAAUUGGAAUUGGCCGAGCCACUGGUUAACAUCUUACCCGGUCUUGAAUCAACUACCGUCUAUUAAUCUUUCAGAAGGGGUUAGGGACGUUGUUUUGUGGAAAGACAUUAAUGAGCGCCUGGUCCCGUUCAGUUCCUCUGACGCGUGGGAGUGCAUUCGUUCUCGUGGCACUCAGGUGAGCUGGUACAAUCUGGUCUGGUUCUCGCAAUGUAUUCCAAGACACGCUUUUGUUCUAUGGCUCGUCUUCAGAAGAAAGUUAGUCACACAAGACAGAAUAAGGCAAUGGAACAUUGAUAACAAGGAUUGCAUGAACUUAAUGUGCUGUUUGCUUUGUCACAAUAACAUCGACUCGCAUCAUCAUCUUUUCUUUGAAUGCAAGUAUGCGACAGAGGUUUGGAAUUGUGUUAACGAGAAUUCAGCCAUGAAGGCCGUGGGUUCUAAUUGGGAUGAGAUUGUUAGCUGGUUACUUCCUCGGGCUCGAUCGAGAUCCAUAGCCACCAUUAUUGGCAAGCUUUUGGUUGCGGCUACAACUUAUUUUAUCUGGCGGGAAAGGAACUCCAGGUUUUUCAACAAUCAAUUGCGGCCUCCAGAAAAAUUGGCUGAUCACAUCAUCAGCAACGUUCGACUUAAGCUCAAAUCACUAAAGUUCAAGGACACAAUACAUGUGCGACAGGUCUUACAAGAGUGGGAGAUUAGCUUUGAGGACACUUAG
Helianthus annuus (common sunflower) is the source of this 4941-nucleotide messenger RNA. RefSeq lists its product as uncharacterized. Lineage: Eukaryota; Viridiplantae; Streptophyta; Magnoliopsida; Asterales; Asteraceae. The transcript has 2 exons. The coding region runs from base 1 to 4941 and encodes 1646 amino acids. The record is from RefSeq and is a predicted model, not a curated record.